GUCAACUGUGGAAGUAGAAAUCGCACAUCAGCGGCACAGAUUCCUUCGUCCAACAGAAAAAUGGCUUCCGAUGAAACCAAGAACCCUGCAUUGAAUCCGGAUACGGAUUCUCCGGACAAUUUGGGGCACGAAUUGGCUGAAUUCGCAGCUGGAUGCUUCUGGGGAGUGGAGCUGGCCUUCCAGCGUCUCGAAGGUGUCGUCAAAACUGAAGUUGGCUACACUCAAGGUCACGUUCAUAAUCCUGACUACAAAUUGGUCUGCACCGGAACCACCAACCAUGCCGAGGUUGUUCGGGUCCAGUUCGACCGGUCUGUUUGUGCAUACACCAACCUACUCGCUCUCUUUUGGUCCCGCCAUGAUCCUACUACACUCAAUCGUCAGCGUGGCGAUGUGGGUACCCAGUAUCGAUCAGGGAUAUACUAUUACAGUGAGGAUCAAGCUCGUUUAGCAAAGGAAUCGUUGGAUGAAGUGCAGAAGUCUUAUAAAGAUAAGAUUGUGACCGAAAUUCUUCCAGCCAAGAAAUUCUACAGAGCAGAAGAGUACCAUCAGCAGUAUCUGGAAAAGGGUGAACUUGCGGGUUCUAAACAGAGCGCUGCAAAGGGAUGCAACGACCCCAUCAGGUGCUAUGGAUGAUAAAGUACUUAUAGCAUAAACAUAUUACAAUAAAAACCAGAUUCAUGUUGUCUGAUGAUCUUUAUUUGCUUUUAAAUGGAUUAUUGUGUGUUCCUUCAAGAAUUUGUAACUCAUCUAUGCUUAUGCAAUUGAAAUCUUGAAUUUUGCA
Cynara cardunculus var. scolymus (artichoke) is the source of this 781-nucleotide messenger RNA. Its product is annotated as peptide methionine sulfoxide reductase-like. The record is from RefSeq and is a predicted model, not a curated record. The transcript is spliced from 2 exons. Bases 61 to 633 code for a protein of 190 amino acids. NCBI's taxonomy places the organism in Eukaryota, Viridiplantae, Streptophyta, Magnoliopsida, Asterales, Asteraceae. Gene Ontology annotation, molecular function: peptide-methionine (S)-S-oxide reductase activity.